Messenger RNA from Guyanagaster necrorhizus, 723 nucleotides. RefSeq names its product ADP-ribosylation. Gene Ontology annotation, cellular component: nucleus. The record is from RefSeq and is a predicted model, not a curated record. Bases 1 to 723 code for a protein of 240 amino acids. Gene Ontology annotation, molecular function: NAD+ poly-ADP-ribosyltransferase activity. NCBI's taxonomy places the organism in Eukaryota, Fungi, Basidiomycota, Agaricomycetes, Agaricales, Physalacriaceae. The transcript is spliced from 6 exons.
AUGUACUCAAAACGAAAGGACUCAAGCCCAAUUUUACCAUUAACACCCGCAGAUUUGGACUUUCUUCCAAUACAGCAGCAAUUCCUGAAGUCUUGGAAGCAUCUCGACAAGCCGAAACCCUUAGUCUCUGCCAUUUUUCGAAUACUUUCACCCGAGCAGAGUCUAGAAAAGUACUCUUCGUAUAAGCUCAAAGUGACGAAGAAACGUGGCCUUGCCAACGUCGAAGAGCUUCUCUUCCACGGCACAUCUCGCAGCUGUCGUCUCGGAGAAACUAAGAGCAAUGUCAAAUUGUGCCCAAUACCUGAAUGCUACCUGUGUUGUAUCAUACGCGAAUCUUUUAACGUUGACAAGUCAGGGACCAGUCAUUCGUUUCAGAGGUUUGGCAAAGGCAUAUACACGACAUCAUGUUCCUCCAAGGCCGAUAGUUAUUUCCGCGAUGUUUCCGAGGGUUCCCCAUUUCGCAUGAUUUUAGUCAACCAUGUAGUCGUCGGUAAACCACGCCGCGUACAUCAUAAUCGUCACCGAAUGCUGUCCCCAGCAAGCUAUGAUUCCUUAAUUGGAGUACCCGGCGAGGAUCUAAAUUACGAUGAAACCGUAGUGUAUGCAAACGAAGCGAUUAGACCUGCGUAUCUGGUUGUCUAUGCUUAUACCGGAUCUCUCAAGAAAAGCAAGGCAGCGAACUUCAUAUCGAAGAUAUUUAGGACCCCGCUAUAUGACGCAUGA